UCACCCUUCACUCACACAGACACACACUACUUAUCACUUAUCAUCAUCACCAACAUCAUGCUUCUCCUUUGCUUUUACCCACAAAAUAAAAAGAGAAACAAACUUCAAAUUAAUUUUCUAACAUUAAUGUAAUGUUCCCACUUCCCACUCCACUUGCCAGCUUAGCUUUCACACUUUUUAUUCUUAUAAAGAAAAACAAAAAACAAAAAACAAAAACCAACUUCAUUGUUUCUUCUUUCUGUUGCUUUUCUCUUCUUCAACCUCUAAACUUCCUCUUAAAAAAAUAUUAAAAAAAGUGUUUAUAUCAUAUUCCUUUGGUUUCAAUUUCAUGACCUACUUACUACCAAACCUACUUGCCGUCAUCUGAUUCUUCUCCCAUCAAUCAGUUUUAUUUAUUAAAAAAAAAAAAAGAAUCUCGCUAUUCCACGCAUCAGUUCGAACUUAAAGAAGCGCGAAGCAAUGGUGAAAAAGUGAGAAAUUAAAGAAGAAGAAGAAGAAGAAGAAGAGCGAUGGUGGUUAGGAAAGUAGGGAAGUACGAGAUAGGGAGGACGAUUGGGGAAGGAACCUUCGCGAAGGUGAAGUUCGCUCAGAACACUGAGACCGGUGAGAGCGUCGCCAUGAAAGUUCUUGACCGCGCCACAAUCAUCAAGCACAGCAUGGUGGACCAGAUCAAGAGGGAGAUUUCUAUUAUGAAGCUAGUGAGGCAUCCCUAUGUUGUUCGCUUGCAUGAGGUUCUAGCAAGCAGAACGAAGAUUUAUAUCAUAUUGGAGUUCAUUACAGGUGGUGAAUUGUUCGAUAAAAUUAUACAUCAUGGACGUCUUAGCGAGACUGAAGCUAGAAGAUAUUUCCAACAGCUUAUUGAUGGCGUAGAUUAUUGCCACAGCAAGGGAGUCUAUCACAGAGAUUUGAAGCCAGAGAAUCUUUUACUUGAUUCACAAGGCAAUAUAAAAAUUUCAGAUUUUGGUUUAAGCGCAUUACCAGAACAGGGUGUGAGUCUCCUUCGGACAACUUGUGGCACUCCAAACUAUGUAGCCCCCGAGGUACUCAGUCACAAGGGUUACAAUGGUGCUGUGGCAGAUGUUUGGUCCUGUGGGGUUAUCCUCUAUGUCCUAUUGGCUGGAUACCUUCCCUUUGAUGAGCUUGAUCUAACCACCUUAUACAGUAAGAUUAAUAAAGCAGACUUUUCAUGCCCUUCUUGGUUUCCUGUAGGGGCAAAAUCAUUGAUAUGUAGAAUUUUGGACACAAAUCCUGAAACGCGUAUAACCAUAGAACAAAUAAGAAACGAUGAAUGGUUUCAGAGGGGCUACGUUCCAGUCAGCCUUCAGGAGCAUGAAGAUGUAAAUCUGGAUGACAUAAAUGCUGCUUUUGAUGAUGCCGAGGAAGAGAGAGAUAUUCGUCAAAGCCAUAAUGAGGACAUGGGUCCCUUAUUGCUUAAUGCAUUUGACUUGAUCAUUCUAUCUCAAGGCUUAAACCUUGCAUCAAUGUUUGACAAGGGACAGGGCGCUCUUAAGCAUCACACACGUUUUAUAUCUCAAAAGCCAGCAAAGGUGGUUUUAUCAAGUAUGGAAGUUGUGGCCCAAUCAAUGGGAUUUAAGACGCAUAUUCGCAACUUUAAGAUGAGAAUAGAGGGUGUCUCAGCAAAUAAAACAUCUUUUUUCUCGGUUAUUCUGGAGGUUUUUGAGGUGGCUCCCACAUUUUAUAUGGUGGACAUUCAGAAAGCAGCUGGAGAUGCUGGCGAAUAUCUCAAUUUUUACAAGAGUUUUUGCGGCAAUCUUGACGAUAUAAUCUGGAAACCUUAUAGAACAUCAACUUCUCUCACAAUUGAGAGUUAUAGUGUUAUAGAUUAUAUGUUUAUAUGUUUGUAG
This is a messenger RNA of Arachis duranensis, 1865 nucleotides long. Its product is annotated as CBL-interacting serine/threonine-protein kinase 8. Lineage: Eukaryota; Viridiplantae; Streptophyta; Magnoliopsida; Fabales; Fabaceae. Gene Ontology annotation, molecular function: protein kinase activity; ATP binding. The coding region runs from base 510 to 1865 and encodes 451 amino acids. The transcript is spliced from 14 exons. Gene Ontology annotation, biological process: protein phosphorylation; signal transduction. The record is from RefSeq and is a predicted model, not a curated record.